GUUCAAUAGUUAACCGAUAACCAGUGGCGGACCCAGAAAUUUUAUAUAGGGGUGUCCUCUUUUAAGAAAUAAAUAAUAAUAAAAAUAAAAUUUAAUAAAUAUUAAAUAAUUCUUAAAUAAGAAAAUAGCCAAUUCUUACAAGUUAAAAAAAAGUUCAUAAGUAUUUUUCAUAUUCUGAAAAAAUUGUAAAAUACACUUGGUGUCUACACUGCUCAACAAAGUUGUCUCGGUAUAUCCUACUAGACAAUCAUUCACGAACAAAUGCAUAUUCGACUUCUAAAUUUGUUCUUGAUGUAACUCAAAGCUGAAAAGACACUUUCAACACUAGUCGUACACCCAUAAAUUAAGGGUAGCUUGUAAUUAGAUUAAUUGUUAGGUUUUGAAAAUAAUUAAAGAUAGAGACUAGGGUUUUUGAAGGAACUAUGAUUCUGCGGUAACUUGGGAUUAACGUAGCCAGAUAGAUUAGAAAGAGAUUUAGGAAUUGAGAGAAAUAAUUAGGAAUUUGAGAAGAAUAAUUGGGAAAUUGAGAUAGGAAGAAUAGAAUUGGGAAUUAGAGAUUAGGAGAAGAAGAGGGAUAAACUGAAUAGGGUUUGAUUACUGAUUUCUGACCAAAUCCAACGUAAUGACUCAAAUACAUAUUUAUAGGGAAAUAAGCCUAAAAACCUAAUGAUACCCUACUAAUCUACUUGGCACUAAUCGGCUGCCUAACCCCCUAACCACCUCAAUAUUUAUGUUUCCUACAAUUUUGCUAUUACACAAUGUUUAGAAUAGAACCACAAAAAAAAUUGUAGCCUAAUGAAAAUUAUAUUUAUUAAUAGUAGUAGUGUCCCGGGUUUGAAUUAUCCAAACUACCACUUAUAUUCCCAUGCACAAACUACAAACGAGAGUAGUAUAAUAAUUUUUUCAAUUUUUAGGGUGUCCCAGACUAUUAAUUAUAAUUUUUUUUCUAUACGUAAAUUACCACCGGAAGUUAGAUAAUCGUUUUUUCAAAAUUUAGGGGUGUCCGGGGACACCCCCAAACCUCCCUGGGUCCGCCCCUGCCGAUAACCAACUAAAAAGUUACAAUUAUAAUCUAGCCCAACCGACUAAAAUCCGGUGACUGCCCCUGUCCAAGUCACAACGCUAUACGUUACCAGGCUUGCAUUCGGCUGAAGAUCCACGUCGAUUCCAAUGCAUGCACGUAGCUUAAGACAAUACAUUACUCCACAAAUAUACUAAUUUUACACCGCUGCGUAAUUAGCUAAGGGAUAAACGUGAUUACGUUUGGAAGGGAACUCUCAGGUUUAAUUUGUAUUUUGCAAUCAACGGUCAAUAUUUUUAACAAUAAUUAACAAUCAGAAUCCCACUAAGCCAACCUUCUUAAUCAUCCCACUCCUUCCCCCCUACAAAUAAUUGGGCAAAUGUGUUGGAAGAAAUUAUCACAUACAAUAUCCCACAACACACAAAUCUAUUCCUCAGUCUAAUUGAUCAGUUAGUCGAUCGAUUCGAUUGUAAUGGCGGCCCAGAACUCUCUCCUGCUGCUAAGCUUGCUUCUGCUGCUCUCCUCGAGUCUCAGCUUGGCGUUUCGCGUGACUGGCACGGCUGGUUUCACCAAUGCUCGUUAUUCCAAGCAAGCGUGCACGGAUAGAGCACCCGCGAUCACGAUGUACACCGGAGUGAACGACAAGCUCUACGGCAACGGCGACAUAUGCGGGGCAAAGUACAGCGUUACUUGCAUCGGCGGGGUGGACGGCCAGUCGUCUCCCUGCCGGACGAGCAACCCCGUCGAGGUGACCGUCACCGACAGCUGCUCGCCGGAGGCCGAUAACAAGCCUUGCCCUACGUUUGUUCUGUCCGCCAAAGCGUUCGGAUUGAUUGCCAAUCCCCAAGCUGGGUUCGCUACCAUUACCUAUGAACGGUGAGUACGUAGUUAAGUAGUGUGGGUUUUCUACGCUUUUUUCCUCUAAAAAAAGACAGUAAAAAAAGUCCUUGUACGACUUGAACUCGGAUUCCUUCAGCUCGACGAAGUCGUUUUUAGUUUAACUUUUUUAUUGUCUCUGCAGGGUCAUAUCUUCUUGAGAUAUAUAUCUAUGCCGUUUUAUCGGUCAACAAUCGAAAAGAGAAGCUAAGGGGAGAAGUUGAUGAAGAUCGUGUAAUAAACAGUUGCCGGGCCGAUUGUAUUGCUCAAUCAUAUCGCGUCUUAGGGUUUGUUCAUGGCAACAUGUGUUAGUAUGUGACUAUGUGCUGUUAUUACUGUUGGUUUCAUCAUUUUCUUUCUGACAAUAAUGCACGGAUGUAGAAGCUGGAUCUUCUUCUUUAUGAAAAUGAGGUGGUGUUUUCUUGGGAUGAUGUUGAUUUUGUGAUGGAGAUCCCUAUAUAGCUUACUUCGUGUAGGGGUGGCUAUACGGUCUGGUCCGGUUAAAUUGGCCCAAAUUAAUCCGGUCCAGUCCGGUCUUUUUGAAAAUAUAAGGACCAAAGAUUGGAUUGGAUACAGUUCGAUCUUGAUCCGGUCCGGUCUCAAUUUGGUCUUGAUUUUACAUUGAGAUUGUGGGAUUUGAGUGGCCUAAGGCCUUAAAGGGUGAGGAGUUUGUUAAGUUUUGUACAAGUGCAAAGGUUUGUGACCGUUUAUGCAAAUUACCCUUAAGUUUUGGGUGUUGAGCUCUCUUAUCCGGUUUUUAUCCGGUUUUUACCUCAAAUCUAAGCCCAAAGAUUGAAUUGGAUUGUUUACUAUCCGGUCCCGAUCCAGUCUCGGUCCGGGUUAUACGGUCCAAUUUCCGGUUUUUAAUCCGGUCCCGAUCAAAAUAGCCACCCCUAACUUCGUGUCACUUCAACAACAAUUUCACUUUUGCAUACGGUGAAGUUUCAAAAAACGAUUCGAGACAGCAUUUACUGCUUCGCAAAUCGCAAAACGAUAAUAUAGUUGUGAUUGCUUGAUUUCAGGGUUCGAGGGUUAAUUAGUAGAAAUUAGUGGAGUCCGAGUUUGAAAAUCUGGCAUGUUUACCUAUGGUUUGUUUUGUUCAUUCAAAUACAAAUUGUCAGAUUGCUUCAUUCGUGUUCUACAAUGUUCACUACGCAAAUCUGAAAUGACCCAAACUCGGAAUUGUUCAUAGUAUUUUUGGGCGGAUUGAGAUACAACCAUGCAUGUGGCUCUAUCUGUAUAUUUCUUCUGCCCAAAACAACCAACCAUGUGGCUCUCACUAGGGGGUGGGCAGUGGGCGGGUUGGGUGGGUUUUGGUGUCAUAUCGAUCCACCCGCUUACUAGCAAGUUGGAAUAAUUGUGACUCGCAAUCCACCCACAUUUUUCUGCGGGUUGGAUGGGUGGCGGAUGGGUGCCGUUGGGUCGCGGGUCAACCCGUAAAAGCAAUUUUCCAACUAGCCAUUAAGAAAGUUGACUAACACUAAUAAUAAGUUCAUAGCAAAUUAGUAAAUCUGUAUCAAUAAUUUGUGAUUUUGAUG
Molecule: messenger RNA, 3435 nt
Organism: Linum trigynum
Lineage: Eukaryota; Viridiplantae; Streptophyta; Magnoliopsida; Malpighiales; Linaceae
Source: the annotation of a GenBank genome assembly